AUGGAAUAUAAUAAAAAGAUGCCAAGUAUGCAAAUAAAUGCACAAGAUUUUCACAAAAAAUGUAUUUUACCCAUCCUGAAUUCUCAACCUCCAGACACAAAACGACCAGCUGAACGCACAGAAUCCCUCCAAAAUCGUCCUCGAAGACCAGCAACUAAAUUCCUAUGCUCUUUUCCAAACUGUGUAAAAUUGUUCAAUACUCUCACUGCUAAGGACAAGCAUCUCAGGUACCACUACAAAGAACGUUCGUACUACUGUCAUCUUUGCCCAAAGAGCUACACUCAAAGCAACAAUUUAGUAAAGCACAUGAGGAAGCACAGGACUCCUGCCAUCGAGCUCAGGAGAAUCCACAACUGCGAGUUUUGUAGUAAGAGUUAUACGGAGAAGUAUAACCUCAAGAUCCAUGAGAGGAAAGCUCACCCAAUUGAGUAUGAAAGAAAGUACAACAUCCGGAGUGGCAUAUCAUAA
Moneuplotes crassus is the source of this 468-nucleotide messenger RNA. The record is from the annotation of a GenBank genome assembly. Lineage: Eukaryota; Ciliophora; Spirotrichea; Euplotida; Euplotidae.